AGGAGGAGGAGGAGGAGGGGGGAGCCGAAGCAGGAAGGAAGGCAGGCAGAGAGGGAAGGGAGGCAGGCUGUGAAUGCUAACAAGCCCCGUCGUAAUCAUACAGCUCCGUAGGUAGGGUUUGAUAAAACGUCUUGCAAUGGAGAGGAACGACGACCACUAUUAAACACCUACUAUGCGCCAGUGCCGCGUUCGCCCUGUGCGCGUGCAGCAGCCUCACCGUAGUCGGCACGUUUGAUCAGAAAAACCGUCUUUUUCCGCUGAGUGAAAUGUAUCGCGACUGCUCGGGAUUCACAUUCUGACAAUGGAGAUUGAAAAUAUCGUGGCCAACACGGUUCUCCUGAAGGCAAGAGAAGGUGGAGGAGGGAAGAGGAAUGGUCGCAGUAAGAAAUGGAAGGAGAUGCUAAAACUCCCCCACAUCAGCCAGUGUGAGGAGCUACGCCGCACUAUCGAGAGGGACUACACCAGUCUAUGUGAGAAGCAGCCCAUUGGUCGGCUGUUAUUCCGUCAGUACUGUGACACCAGGCCAGAGCUGAAGCGCUGCAUCGAGUUUAUGGAUGCUGUGGCCAUGUACCAGCUAGCUCCUGACGAGAAGAGGAGGGACUGUGGACUGAAUGUUUUAGACACAUACUUUAAUAAUGGGUCGGCAGCCCAUCUGCCAGACGUACCCCAGGAUGUGGUCGCUGGGUGUCGGGAGAGGCUGGAGCAGAGUCCGUGUAAGGAGCUCUUCAAUGACUGCACCAAAAUAGUUCGUGAUUAUCUGAGUGGAGCUCCAUUUUCCUCCUACCAUGAGUCCAUGUACUUCUCUCGCUUCCUGCAGUGGAAAUGGUUGGAGAGGCAACCAGUAACCAAAAAUACCUUCAGACAUUAUAGAGUACUAGGAAAAGGUGGAUUUGGCGAGGUUUGUGCCUGCCAAGUACGUGCCACCGGUAAGAUGUACGCCUGUAAAAAGCUGGAAAAGAAACGAGUGAAGAAAAGAAAAGGUGAAGCAAUGGCACUAAACGAAAAACGCAUUUUAGAAAAAGUUAACAGUAGUUUUGUAGUUAGUCUAGCAUAUGCCUAUGAGACCAAGGAUGCGCUGUGCCUGGUGUUGACCAUAAUGAAUGGCGGAGACUUAAAGUUCCACAUCUACAACAUGGGCAACUCGGGCUUUGACGAGCAGAGGGCCAUCUUCUAUGCUGCUGAGAUCUGCUGUGGCCUUGAGGACCUUCACCGUGAGAGGAUAGUCUACAGGGAUUUGAAACCUGAAAACAUCCUUCUGGAUGAUCGUGGACAUAUCCGAAUUUCAGACCUGGGCCUUGCUGUUCAAAUCCCUGAAGGAGAGACGAUACGAGGGAGAGUGGGCACUGUUGGAUACAUGGCUCCAGAGGUGAUCCAGAACGAGAGCUACACCGUCAGCCCGGACUGGUGGGGGCUGGGCUGCCUGAUCUUUGAGAUGAUACAGGGCCAGUCGCCCUUCCGCAAGCGCAAGGAGCGUGUCAAGCGGGAGGAGGUGGACAGACGAGUGCGCGAGGACCAGGAGGAGUACUCUGAUAAGUUCUCAGAGGAGGCAAAGGACAUCUGCAGACAGCUCCUGGCUAAGGACCCCAAGGAGCGACUGGGUUGUCAGGGUCGAGGGGCCAUAGAGGUUAAGCAGCACCCCAUCUUCAGAAACAUCAACUUCAAACGGCUGGAGGCCAACAUACUGGACCCUCCCUUCAGCCCCGAUCCUCGGGCCGUGUACUGUAAAGACGUCCUGGACAUUGAGCAGUUCUCCACCGUCAAAGGCGUGAACCUUGACCCCACAGACGAUGACUUCUACCACAAGUUUGUCACAGGCAGUGUCUCCAUCCCGUGGCAGAACGAGAUGAUUGAGAUGGAGUGCUUCAAAGAAAUCAACGUCUACGAGACUGACGGGACGCUGUGCUCAGACCUGGACGUGAACCGGCCUAAUCCUCCACCAAAGAGAGGCUUCUUCUACCGCCUGUUCAGACGAGAGGUCUGUUUUAAGGGCGGUUACAGUGACGACGAGAUCGAAGAGCCCUCGCGACUUUAAACCACUCCCUCCACCUGCCUCCUCCUCCCCUCUCGCCGCUGAACUUCACCACAAACUCCAACCGAGCGGAAAUCUUAGGAACUCAGUGAAUGUUGACCUGUAUUUAUGAGCUGUAUUAAAAGUGUAUUAUAAUUAAAGAAAAAAGUAUGAGUUUAAAGAUUUUGUACAUUUGUACUUGAAUUUAUGUCUAGAUGUAUAUUUUCACUAAAGGUUGUAUUGUACAAAAAGCCAUAAAAGUACCACUUGAAUGCAUACAUUACAUUUUUAUUUCCUUUUCUUUUCUUUUGGAAUGAGUAUGGAUAAUGUGUAUUGGGGAGUUUUUUUUAAGAAGCACAGUACCAGUAGUCCUUUUAUUUUUCUCAAUGUAGCAUAAGGCCUUUUUGUUUUUAUAUGUGCUCUAUGAUUUGGCCAUGACGUGUUGUUAGCACAUCAGAUCCACCUGACCCCAAACUAACCCUUAGCUUCCGCACCCCUUAAGGCUCAGGUAGAUCUGAACAAAGCUCAUCGAUCCAAAUGAUAUGGGGAGGGUUUAACAUUGAUGUGUUGAUGCCAUGCUGUUUAAGCCUUCCCAUAUGUUUCCCAGAUCUCCACCUGCCCCCUCAUUGGUUUGGAAGUGAUAAUCCACGUCCUUCCCUCAGCCCAGUGAACCAGGCUGCACUGGACUGGAUGGAGUGUGUAGUAAACCGUCUUCUAGGUGCCUGUACCAACUCAAGUCUAGCAGAGAUGGCAUGGAUUUAUUUCUGACAAUCUUUUUUUGUCAGCAUGUGCAACAAUAAGAAUCUUUUAAAAUACGAAGGAAAUAUUACAGAGGCUUUUCUCUGUAAUAUAAGUCCUGAUAAUUAUCAUUCCUGGACCUCUCCAAAAAUCUCUCAUGAGCUGCAAAAGGCACAGAACAUUGAUUUCAGAUGCCAGACAGUGAUUCCUUCUGGAGCACAGCUGUUAAGUCAAAGUCUGUUACAUUAUUCACUCAGGCAAAGAUUUUUUUGUGAUUUAUCUUUAUUCCUCAUCCUUUUUUCUACUUCUUUGGUUGUACUACCUGGCUUUUCUUUGUUGUUUUUUCCUUUUCCCCUGAUGUGUCCAGUUAUUAUAAACCUGUUUCAUUUGCUAAGUGGAAAUCCUUUCUCUUGAAAUAUCCUAGUAAUUUGCCACCAAUAUUUUUAGUAUACCAGCAAACCUAGGACAGGUUGACUGGAGAACAAGUUAGAACAUAGAGACAGAUGAUGAUGAUUAGGAUGGCACUGUAUCAGAGAUCUGACCUGCUGCUGACAAAGGCUUCAUCUAGAUAACAAAUUGUUGUUGCAUCAAACUAACUUCCAUUGAUUCAGCUGUCAGCAGUUAUUAGCCUCUGCGCUGAGUCAAGAUACAGCCUGCUUUGGCCUCCUUGCCUGAUGAUCAUAGAUAGCACGAUCCCUGUCGGCCACACAUCCUGCUAGUAGACCUCCAGUUAGAUCCCUUGGCUUUUGCUGUGUUUGUACUAGAUGAAAAUAAUAUUUCUUAAUCGUAAUAGCGCCCACCUUUGACUAUUCCAUUGAAAUCCUGUAUGUUGUUCUCUCAUAGGAAUGACUUGAGAUAGUUGCUUGUAUGUGCGUGUAGACGGGGAGGAAUGGGAAUAAUGUGUAAACUCCUGCCUGCAGAGUUACCAUCAUCCGUGCACAGGAACACUCGACCACUUGCAGAACCACAACUGUUGUGCACUUUUGUUUCAUCGUAGAAGUGUUUCCUUCCAAGUUAACCAAUCACGAACAAAUACAUAUUCUGUACAUUUCCCAACAUGCCCUAAUCAGGAUUCCUCAUGUCCACUAUUUGUGUUUGUUCUCAUUGGCAUUUCAGAGGCAUUGGAAGCCAUUUUGCUUUUGAAUUUUGCUUUUGAGGCAGUCGCUGUUUACUCCCCACCACCUGUUUUAAUGCUGUGAAUACCCAAUCUGGAUAUGUUAGCUUUGUGUGUGUGUGUGUGUGUGUGGUGUGUGUGUGUAUUACACUGUAUGCAAACGCAGCUUUUGUUCAGUCUAAUGCAUUGAAGUACUACAAUACAAUAGUUCAAAAUCAUGUAGGGACUUGAAUGUCAAUUGAAUUUCAAACUAUUCAAGACCACUUACAAUUAAAAUGGUACGCAUGUAAUUCCCCAUGUCGUUAAAUAAUUUGGAGAGUUGACUUGUUCUAAAAAUGUUGUCCCCUGUUGCACAUUCCAUUAUCAAAAAUCAGGAAUCGAAUGUGUGCAUCUAGCUGUUGCUGGCUUGUUGUCACUUGAGUUUCUGAGUGUCUUUGUUAUUUUUUUGUUGCUCUCAGGCACAUUUUGAAGAUUGACUGAUUUCUCUUGCCUAUGUAGAUUUUAGCCUUUUAGCUCUUUAGCCUCAAAAACCUUGUAAAUGAUGUAUUUCUAACAUGUAACUAAGCUCUAACACACAUUCACUCACUCUCACAGGGAAACUAAACUGUUUGCCACCCA
Siniperca chuatsi (mandarin fish) is the source of this 4478-nucleotide messenger RNA. It is a transcript of the gene grk4, whose product is annotated as G protein-coupled receptor kinase 4. The record is from RefSeq and is a predicted model, not a curated record. Gene Ontology annotation, biological process: regulation of signal transduction; signal transduction; protein phosphorylation. Gene Ontology annotation, molecular function: ATP binding; G protein-coupled receptor kinase activity. The transcript has 16 exons. Gene Ontology annotation, cellular component: cytoplasm. Lineage: Eukaryota; Metazoa; Chordata; Actinopteri; Centrarchiformes; Sinipercidae. Bases 302 to 2032 code for a protein of 576 amino acids.